AUGGAUCGAAAUAGGCAGUUGUUAAUCAUUGUUGGGGUUCUAUUCCAUUUUUUUUAUUUAUGGUCGAUUUUCGAUAUUUAUUUUGUACUGCCGUUGGUUCAUGGUAUGAAACACUAUGUUUCGACACACGAACCUCCAGCAAAGAGGUUGUUUCUCAUAGUUGGUGAUGGUCUUAGAGCAGAUAAAACGUUUGAGGAGUUGGUACACCCGAGAACUGGCGAGACCCAAUAUUUGGCUCCUUAUUUGCGGAGUUUGGCUUUGAAUAAUGGAACGUGGGGCAUAUCAAAUACAAGAAUGCCCACAGAAUCGAGACCGGGACAUGUGGCCAUGAUUGCUGGGUUUUAUGAAGACGUCUCGGCCGUGACCAAAGGGUGGAAAGAAAAUCCCGUUAAUUUUGAUUCCUUUUUCAACCAAUCAAAGCAUACCUACUCUUUUGGUAGUCCCGAUAUUUUACCAAUGUUUGCAUAUGGAGACGGGGUUGUUCCAGGAAGGAUUGAUGUGUGUAUGUACGCACACGAAUUUGAAGAUUUUACUUCCAAGACGACUGAGCUAGACUCAUUUGUAUUUAGACAUUUUGAUGAGUUGUUGCAGAAUCUGACAACUAAUGCUACUUUAUACGACGAAUUGCACCAAGAUGGAAAUGUCUUUUUCUUACACUUACUAGGCCCUGACACUGCUGGGCAUGCUUAUCGACCCUAUUCGGCCGAAUACUACGAGAAUAUAGAGUACAUUGACACAAUGUUGGAGAAAGUGGUGCCUCAGAUUAAUGAGUAUUUCGGAGACGACAAAACUGCGUUUGUAUUCACCGCCGAUCAUGGUAUGUCAGAUUUCGGAUCACAUGGAGAUGGACACCCGGACAAUACCAGAACGCCUUUGAUUGCUUGGGGCGCUGGUAUCAAUAAACCUGUUCACUUGAAGGACUUGAAUGAUGUCAACAAGCAACUACUCAAACAAGAUCCUAUUGCCAGUGGAUUCGAGCCUACAUACUUUGACACGUGGAGACUCGAUCACUUGGUAAGAAACGAUGUCAACCAAGCAGACAUUGCAUCUUUAAUGGCGUACCUCAUUGGUGCUAAUUAUCCCGCAAAUUCUGUUGGUGAGUUACCGCUAGGAUAUCUUGAUGCCACACCCGAAGAGAAAAUUAAUGGCCUCUAUGCCAACGCAAUGGGUAUUGUUGAGCAGUAUCUCGUUAAAGAACAAGAAGUUUAUGACCAUCAAUUUAAUUUUAGGGCCUUUGAGCCCUUUGAGGAAAAAUCCAUUAGCGAAUACCAACGAGAAAUCGAGAGUUUGAUUGAGUUGUUGAAAAACGGCCCUGACGAAAAUGUUGAAAAGUUGGCCAUUGAAAUAACUGAAGAAUUGAUGAAAAAGACUCUUUCGGGUCUUAACUACUUGACCACGUACAAUUGGGCUCUUCUUCGAACUAUUGUCACCUUUGGAUUUGUGGGCUGGAUUGUGUAUUCGUUCAUUUUGUUUUUGAAGUUGUUCAUUUUACGAAAAGAAACAAUUUUGCAGUUGAAAAGAGCAACAUCAACAUCAAUGUCAAUGUCAAUUUUUUUAUCGGCGCUUUUCACAACAUUUGGUUCUUCCCUUGGAUUUUUACUAUAUUAUCAAAAUUCACCUUUCAACUAUUACAUGUAUGCUGCAUUCCCACUUUAUUUUUGGUACUCGAUAUUAAAUGAGAGGCAGUAUUUGUUUGAUGGUAUUGGUGAAAUGUUGCAUGGUGUUUCCUCCGUUACUAUUCUCUUAAUUGUUGCAUCAUUUGCUGGAAUGUAUGAAUGUAUUGCAUAUGGAUUUUUCAAUCGAUUUAUGUUUUCAAUCAUCUUUUGCCUUGUGGGAGUGUAUCCCGUAUUUGUGCUGAAUUCAGGAAAUAUUUCCGGUUUGAUGAAGGCUAUUUGGUUUGCAACAAACAUUUUUAUGUGCACAUUCACAAAUUUGAACCCUAUUAAAACCGAAAAUUUGUUCUUGAUCAAUGUGGGGGCAUUAUUGUCUAUUAUCGUUGCAGUAGUGGCAUUCAAAUAUGUUUUGAGAAGAGGCAACCUCGAGUUGAUUCAGAAAAUUUUGGUAAUUGGACAAAUAAUUGCAAUACCAAUAAUUUUGUACGCAACUGAUGCGUCUAUUGUUUCUUUACAAGCAAGAGCUGGUUUACCCUUGCAUUCUCAAAUUUUAGGCUGGGUAACUUUCCUUGUAUCACUUUUGAUUCUCCCGGGGCUUCAUUCGCUAUAUCCAUCAAAAGAUUACAGAUUAAGGUUAUUGAUUAUUUUCCUCACAUUUAUACCCACAUUCAUUAUUUUCACAAUUUCAUUUGAGCUAUUGUUUUACCUUGGGUUUUCAAUGACAUUGCUACAAUGGCUCGCAAUUGAGAACUUGUUGAAAAUACCUCGCAAGGAAAUUGUUGCAUCUCAAGAGGAAACGGGAAGAUUACCCAAGGCGUACUGGCUUCAGGUUAUUCGAAUUGCAAUCAUUGGGUUUUUCUUUCUUCAGAUUGCCUUUUUUGGAACAGGAAAUAUUGCAUCCAUCUCGUCAUUCUCACUAGACUCGGUUUACAGAUUGAUUCCUAUAUUUGACCCCUUUUCAAUGGGCGCCUUGUUGAUGAUCAAGCUCAUUAUUCCGUACGUUUUGUUGUCCACUUGUUUAGGAAUAAUGAAUCAUCAACUUGAAAUAAAAAAGUUCACCAUUUCAACGCUAAUCAUAUCAACAAGCGACUUUUUGUCCUUGAAUUUUUUCUUCUUGGUCAAAACAGAGGGCUCAUGGCUAGAUAUUGGUAUAUCGAUAUCAAAUUACUGCUUGGCAAUAUUGUCGUCGUUAUUCAUGUUAAUUUUGGAAUUGGUGAGUUCCAUAUUGUUGAGAGGGGUUGAAUAUGACCUGAAUGAAAAGAAUUUCAAUUACGAACCAAUAAGUAAAAGACUCAGGAACAAGAGUAAAAACGCAAAAAAGAAGGAGUAA
This is a messenger RNA of Lodderomyces oxycetoniae, 2943 nucleotides long. RefSeq names its product mannose-ethanolamine phosphotransferase (gene MCD4). Gene Ontology annotation, molecular function: mannose-ethanolamine phosphotransferase activity. Gene Ontology annotation, biological process: GPI anchor biosynthetic process. Gene Ontology annotation, cellular component: endoplasmic reticulum membrane. Lineage: Eukaryota; Fungi; Ascomycota; Pichiomycetes; Serinales; Debaryomycetaceae. The coding region runs from base 1 to 2943 and encodes 980 amino acids. The transcript has a single exon. The record is from RefSeq and is a predicted model, not a curated record.